AUAUAUCUCUGGCCCUAAACUCUGCAAAUGUCGUCCUCUUCAUUCUAAUUCCAUUUGAUUCAUAAAUUCCCCAUCCAUGGCUUUUAAUCUCAUCUCCCUAUCUUUCUUUUCCAUUUUCUCCUUCGCCAUUUUCGCCUUCUCCGCCGCCGACGACAUCACGGCCGCCGAAACACUCCCCGUUCCCCAUCACCACCACCACCACCACGCUCCCUCGCCCGCACCAUUACCUCCACCGACCCAUUUGCCCCUUCACCCUCCCGUCCAUCCUCCGGCUCACCCACCAGCACACCACCGCCAUCACGCCCACGCCCAGGCUCCUGUUCACCCACCGGCAAAUGCGCCCUCUCACCAUCUCCCUCCAACUCACCCACCGGCUCCCGCCCACCACCACCACCACCAUAACGUCAGCCCAGUUCAUCCCCCGUCUCACUCGCCGGCUCCGAUCUACCCUCCGAAACCUCGGUUGGUGAGGAGCUUCAUUUCGGUUCAAGGUGUUGUGUAUUGCAAGUCCUGUAAAUACCCGGGAGCUGACACACUGCUCGGAGCUACCCCCGUCGCCGGUGCAAGCGUGAAGCUAAUCUGUCAGAACACUAAAUACCCAUUGGUUCAAACAGCAACCACUGACAAGAACGGCUAUUUCUUCAUCACAGCCCCAAAGGCCAUCACCAGCUACGCCUUCCAUAAGUGCAAGGUCGUUCUCGGCUCUUCCCCUUCCCCCACUUGCACCAAGCCCUCCGCUCUCCACGGCGGCGCUGCCGGAGCCCCUCUCCGCCCUCAGAAGUCUUACAUCGACGCCAAUAAACUCCCCUUCGUUCUCUACUCCGUUGGCCCUUUUGCCUUCGAACCCACUUGCCCUCAUCAUUAGUCCUCGUUUAUGCUUCUUCUUUUUAAUUCUUAUGCCUUUUCUUAAACGAUGUCGUUUCUUUGGGUUCUGAAUUCUGCUGCUGCCUUUCUGUACGGCAUGGUUUGGUUGUUAGUUUGUGUUUUAUGAGUUUGGAUAUUAUUUAUGGUACAAAUAAUCUGUUAACUUAAAUGUUCUUUUUCUUAUAUUUUCUUUUCA
Messenger RNA from Cucumis sativus (cucumber), 1060 nucleotides. RefSeq names its product non-classical arabinogalactan protein 31. The record is from RefSeq and is a predicted model, not a curated record. The coding region runs from base 77 to 865 and encodes 262 amino acids. Lineage: Eukaryota; Viridiplantae; Streptophyta; Magnoliopsida; Cucurbitales; Cucurbitaceae. The transcript is spliced from 2 exons.